AUGAGAGAUAUAACGGGUAACAAAAAGUCGUUUGGUGGUAAGAUUGUUAUUAUGGGAGGUGAUUUCCACCAGGUUCUUCCAGUCGUACCAAAAGCUUCAAGGGGGAAAAUGGUUGAUUCGUGUCUUACCAGGUCGCCUCUAAGGAGACAUGUAGAUGUUCUUCGUCUGAAGAAUAAUAUGCGUGCAGUGGGCGAUACGUCUUAUUAUGAUUUCUUGAUGCGAGUUGGUGACGGAAAUGAACCUUCUGCGGAAAAUGACAUGAUAAAGAUGCCACAAGAUAUGGUGAUACCCUGGACUGGUGAAGAUUCAGUGUCCCAACUGAUAGAUGCUACCUUUCCCGACUUGGCAGAUAAUUCUGAGGAUCAAGAUUACUUGCUUAACCGGGCACUUAUCACACUACUGAAUGAGCAUGUCGAUAAGUUAAAUGAUCGAGUGUUGAACGGAAUAUCACCUGGUGGUUUACCUCCUCAUGAGUUGAAAUUGAAGCUAGGAGCACCCAUUAUGUUACUGAGGAAUGUUAGUGCCAAGAACGUAUUAUGCAAUGAUACUAGGCUUAUCAUAAAGAAGUUAUUUUCAAAUUGUAUCGAUGCAGUGAUCCUUAGUGGAAAUUCAGCGGGUAAAAGAGUAUUUAUCCAUAGGAUGCCAAUGAGCCCCCCAGAAAAUCUUGAGAUGCCGUUCAAGAUGAUUCACAAGAAAUUCCCAGUACGUAUGUGCUUUGCAUUCACAAUCAACAAAGCACAAGGACAAACAAUUGAAAACACUGGUAUUUAUCUUUCCGAGCAUGUCUUCAGUCAUGGGCAAUUGUAUGUUGCGCUUUCAAGGGGUGUUUCAAGCAACAACACUAAAGUGUUAAUCAAAAAAGGAAACGUUGAUGAUAAAGUUGGAAUAUUCACCAAGAACGUUGUGUACAAGGAAGUUCUUACGUCCUCUUAG
Messenger RNA from Papaver somniferum (opium poppy), 933 nucleotides. RefSeq lists its product as uncharacterized. The record is from RefSeq and is a predicted model, not a curated record. The coding region runs from base 1 to 933 and encodes 310 amino acids. Gene Ontology annotation, molecular function: DNA helicase activity. The transcript is spliced from 2 exons. Gene Ontology annotation, biological process: telomere maintenance; DNA repair. Lineage: Eukaryota; Viridiplantae; Streptophyta; Magnoliopsida; Ranunculales; Papaveraceae.